GACCUCCCGGCCAGCCUCAGUCUCCGGGAUGCUGGGGGCGGCGAUCGUGAUUCUACCCCCAUUUCAUCGUGCUCCGAUAACAUAGUCCAUCUCGCUCGGCCGCUGUCCGUCCGUCCAUCUGUCGCUUCGUUCCCAUUCCUCUCGGAUUAAACCAUCUUCCCUCAUCGCACGCUGCUUCCCAUAAGGUAGACUCCCUUUCGACGUCUACCUCUCUUCCCUUUGUCCGUCUGUCUCUCGUUCUCUCUCCCUUCUCGAUUAUACGCGAUCUACGUCGCGUACUCACAUAUUCCUCUGUCUCUCUCCCCGAUUCUCCCUUCUCUCUUCAUCUCGGCGCUUGCCUAACAAGCCUCUUCCCCUCUCCGUCCCUCUCCGUGCAGCAUCAACUUCCUCUUUCUCUCGCCGACCUUCCGUCCUCCAUCCCUUCUCCGCUUCUCCGCUUCACACCCUUUUCCGCCGAACCCUGGGUGCAGUCACCGCGAGAACCUUCGCCAAGCCAACCACCUCUCCAGCAGGUGAGGUCUUUUCUCGGGACCGCGCGCUCGGUGGCUGCCGACUCGCUAGUCGGUCGCGUCGGUCGGCUGGUCAACGGUUUUUCGAGAUCAAGUGUGACCGUACGAAGCUUCUUAACGACGAGGAGACGUUCCAUAGGAAUUCGUGGAGAAUUUUCAAGGUGUUGCAUAUUAGGUGUUCGCCAAAAUGGCGGCUGUGGCUUAACCGACGUACGAUCGGGGAGUUUCGCGUAUCGGGCAUCGUUAGGGAUUGUUCUCGGUGCGGGAUCAGAAGCAGUCUGACCGAUUCGUUAGGGUCCGUUGCGAGGGCAGAUGCAAUCCGCGAUGGUCGGCGGCGGUGAUUGCAAGGUAGCCACCGUGGAGGUCGAAGCGGCCGCGGCGGACAACACGGCUACAUUACCGGUGACCAGGCCAUUGAAUCCGCAAAACUCGUCGCCGAACGCGCAGGACAACGCCGAGAAGAACAACGCUGCUAACAAAGAGAUGGAGCUGAAGAACGUGCGCUCGACCCCAGCGAAAAAAACGUCGUUAUUCAUCAUCAUGAGCUUCAUUUACGCGAAGCUUCUAGUGGUGGUGUGCAUCGCGUACGUGAUAAGCGAGGUGGUCACGCACAAGCUGCCGCUUUACUAUUACGAGGGAUUCUUCACGUAUCUGUACGGCGUAAGCAUCUUAUUCCUGCUGUACGUGUUCUGCUUCUUGCUCCAAGAAAGUGCUUGUUGCGCGAGAGGAAGCGACUCGCCUCCGCCGCCUCCGAGGCCGCCGAAACCGCCGAAGGAGCCCAAGGAGAAGAACAAGAAGAAGGACAAGAAGGAUAAGGAGCAAAAGGCAGCGAAGAAUAAGAAAGAGUAUCAGGAUGCCGUCGACGUCGAGGCUGGAGUGGCUACCAGGGCUCUGCGAAAGCGCAAGACCUCGCAGAACGAUCAGAGCCACGGAAGCUUCUUCCUCAGAAUCGGAGCGAUCGCUUUUGGAUUGGGCACGAUGGUUUACAAUGGUUUGGAAUUCGGUACCUUCUUCGAAGUACCACCCACGUCACCCUGUUACCAGAUCCUCCAGGGUGUAAAUCCGGUUUUACAAAUGAUCUUCACGUUCAUGCAGAUGUACUUUAUCUUCAUGAAUUCGAGGCUGAACAUCCAUCGCUUCAAAGUAAUCGCCCGUUUCGGUCUGAUGCACGUGGUGGCGACUAAUCUCUGCGUCUGGAUCCGUACUCUCGUGUUAGAGAGUAUCAAGGAGAUCACGAAGCAUCAUCAGAAAAUGGGUCAAUUCGAGGCGGGCAUUCUCGAGAGCAUUAAACAGCACUCGAUGCGAAACGCUGGGGCCAUACUGGGUACAGCACCUCGAGACGUGGCACUCUUGCGCGAGGCGCCGUUGACAGCAACGAGGUCGUCGACCGUCACCACAUCAAUCGCCAGCACGACCAUCGCGUCGUUAGGUCGAGUGAUGCGAACGACAGCCAGGGCGAUCGCUAGGGCCGUCACUACACCGACAACGACGACCACCACCAACGGCUGGAACCCACCUACGUCGACGACGACGUCCACAUCCGCACCCCCACCUAAUUUGACAGAGACUACAGCGAAUACCUUGUCCACUAUUUUGACCACCCUUACGCCGAAAACUAGCACUGAACUAAGAACCUUUCCAACGACUACGACUACGACUACUACGAGCACUACCACCACUACUACUCCAUCGACCACUGCCUUUUCCAUCAUGGAACUGUUCUAUGCACCUCGAGCUGAGAGUAAAAUAGUAGACGAGAACCAGAUACACCAAAUCUUCGACGUGAGCAACCAAACGAAUACGAGCGACUUUUGGAACCCGAACUUGGGUAUCUACGCGGAAGCAUUGACGGACGAGGAAAUCGCGUCGAACUCCUGCGGCCGGGUUAACAUAAUGGGCACCAUCGUGCAAGACGCGGAGCCGUACCUGUUCCCGUUCAUCAUCGAGUACAGUUUGAUCGGUGCAGCUGUGAUUUAUGUGAUGUGGAAGCACAUUGGCCGACAUCCCCGCUGGCCGCACCAGAUGGAAGCUGACCUCGAACGCCGUUUGGAAGCCAUGCUCUCACGAAGAGCCGUUGCCCUGGCUCAUGCAGGUCACACAAGGGUGGACUGUGUAGGAGCGAGCAAGGGACUGUUCUUCGGCCUCCUCCUGCUGGUUGGCUCGCUGAUCUGCCUGAUCCUCUUCUUCGUGCUGAUCCAUCAUCCGGAUUUCGGAUUGAUCGCGAUCUACCUGGCGGACGUGUCCCACUGCGUGCUGAUGGUGUUCUCGAUCGUGGCCAUAAUCGUCGGUUUCAUCCGUGUCCAGAGCUUGAAGUUCAAAGCAGAGGAGCAGAGCGACCUGAACGACAUUCUGCUACGCGUCUCUGGCUUCGGUCUAUUCGUUUACGCGGUGUUCAGCGUGAUAGCCGGCUCGCUGGCCGCGUUCACGCACGAGCCGAACCUCCUCGUAAUGCUGACCGGCCUCCUGUCGGUCGCUCAGGUGAUCCUCCAGAUGCUGUUCAUCGCGGACGUCUCUCGCAGACGAGUCCACCUGCCUGAGCACGACCGCAGCAAGCCCGGUCGGCAGGUGGUCACCUUCCUGUUGAUCUGCAAUCUGACCAUGUGGGCGAUCUACACGUUCGAGUCGCAGAAAGUGAUGGCUAACCCGGUCCAGCUCGAUUUCUACGGGUUCCUCGCCUGGGCGAUCGUGCAGAGGGUCACCUUGCCCCUCUGCAUCUUCCACAGGUUCCACAGCGCGGUCACAUUCGCGGAGAUAUGGAAGACCAGCUACAAGGCGCGUCUCGACUAGACGGCGGAAGUUGACCAGAAGCUCGUCGGGAUCAAUGGCCCGGAGUGAUCGUCGUUUGCGGACAGAGAGGAAACGAAGGAAAAAGAUAGAGAGAGAGAAUUGAGAACGAUCGAGGCCGCCGAUCGCGACGACUUUAAACAUUCCUGGCGAGCCAGUUGGUUGGUCUCGAGGUUUCGGUCGACCUUUUUAUCGUUACGGUUGAAUCGGUCCCACGAUUCAACCGUGUUGGGCGAGGGGAUGGAUAAUGACGACUUGAACGGUAACAACAGGUAAGAAAUAAAGGGUUCGAGGUUUCGACGAUUAAUUGGACAUAUCUUGUGGGCGUUGUUGGAUCGCUGGAAAAAUCAGCUAGCUCGCGGUCUCCUUCUGAAUAUCUUCCAAGGAUGAGUCGAGACGGUAACGAUUCAGAGCCGAACAGGGACGGCUUCCCCGUUGAGGAGCGAACGGGAGAUACGUGCGUACUCGGUUCGAGAAGAGAACACGAGGCUCGGGAGUGAAAGGCUCAAGGUAUCGAUGCCGCAUCCUCGAGACCUCGCGGGGAAACCGCGGGGUCGCCGCCGAGGACCGCGCAAGCGUCGUUUUAUUUUUUUACGCGCAUUAUAUAUUUUGUCCUCGGUUCUCUCGUUAGCUUCAAGCAGCUUGAACGUUGCUUCGUUGGUUGGUAACAAAUGUUCAGAGCACGGUUCGGGAAGAAACAGGUCGAUCGAUGACCGUAGUGAAAAGGAGAAACAAAUUUCGAACGGAUAAUGAAAUUAUUAAUUGUAUUCGCCACGUUAAAGCACAAAAAACCAUAGCAAUGAAAGCGAACGUGUAAGUGCAACGCGAUUCGUCACGACAAAAAAAAAAAUAGGGCCCAUUUCCUUUUACCAGGUUUCACAACCCUUUACGAUCUCUAUAUACUGCCGUGAAGUUUUCUACUUUUAUAUAUUAUAUAUGUACCUUCUUCGCCUACCCCCACCCCCCUCUCCCAUCGUGCAUCGAAAGCAUCUUGGCGAUCGAUUCGCUCUUCGACUCUACGUACUUCGUUCCCAAAGCACUCUUCGAACUUGUUCAGACGACGUUACCUCGGUCGCUGGACCAACGCAUUUACACCGAAACCGAAAACAGAUAAUCCCGAGAUUGUAAACCGGACAUCGAAUCGCGAUCAAACGUUCCAGAGUAAAAGACGAAGAGCGAACGAUCUUAAAACGUCACUUCACAAAAGUCACAUUAGCGGACGACGAGUUCGUCAGCGUGGCCCGCGAUAGUAUUUAAGUGAAUAGCCGCGCGUGAUCUCUUUCUCGCGAGAAAGGAUGGCACACUGUCGACGAUAAGGUUCGAUGCAGGAACAGGGUAAUUUCGUUGCGCCGCGUUCGAGGCUCGAUAACAUUUUUCGAACGAUUGCUUUCGCACCGUACUGUUUCACGCGAGUACUCGCCUGUCGGCGAACAGGGAAUCGAGACACGCCGGAGAUAGAUCAAGGAAGACAGUUGUUCGUUCCCGCUGCGUGCCGCGAAGAGUACAAAAUUUUUUCCCGAAAUCGAAGUUUUAGAAUCCUUUCAUUCGAGUCCACCCUCCGAAGGCUGAAGGGCGUUCCGACGGCGUCGACGUAUUCGAGUCACAGACGAAAGAAGGAAAAGGCUGGGCGAUGAGGGAAGAGAUACAAACGAGUAGAAGAGUGUUCUGUGUGUAUAAAGAGUAAUUUUUUUUAUAUAUUUUCUUUAACGUGAGCACGGACGUCGGAGACGAGCUCGACGAUGUUCGCGAAACGACGGAGAGGGCAUAACGACUAAAACGCGGAUGUAGGAUUUAUCGCGAGGCUGAGAGGCUCGAGAGCGAAGACGCGAUAUUGUAGACGAAAUUGACUACGACACACACGCGACACACAUUGGUAGCUAAUUUCACACACGAGACAUACAGGCCACGAACACACCACCCUCUCACAGAAGGUUAUUAUUAAUUACCAUUGUCGAUUAGCGCUUAAAGACGCGUCUCUCUCGAGAAACGGAGAUAUUGUAUAUUGAUCUUUCGCAUUUAACUUCACUAUGGAUAUCGUACGUUGUAGAUCGUUGAUCAAGCGAAACCAGAAAGAGAAACACGUGUGUUUUGCAUAGCGAUUAACACAUUUAAGAAUCCCUCCACGGAUCCUGCGAAAACCUGGAGACACGAAGGACCCGGCCCCUUGCUUCCCUCCAUGGGAAGCCUCCCCAGUCGAAAUAUUAGCUAUCCGAGUCUAAAUAUUUUAAUUCUUAGACGUAUGUAUAGGACGAUGAAACGAUUACCAAGAGAGAAAGAAUUAAUGAGAGACUGAGAAAGGGAUGAGACGGGCAGCGAGAGGGACGAAGUUGUGAAACUAAUUAUACAUAAUUGUAAUCACCGCAAAACAUUAUUAAAGAAGUAACAUGAUAUAAAUAUGAAAAAAAUUAAGAAAUAUAUUAUAUAUAUAUAGAUAUAUAUAUAUAUAUUAUAUUAUAUGAAUACGAUUAUGGAGAUCUUUUAUUGAUGACUUCGAUGUGCGCGACCGACGAGUGGGAUAUGUUGCGUGCAAAAAUAUAUGUAAAUAACGAUUGCACAGUACAUUAUUGUUCAGCUGAGUGUUGUAAGUGACAAAACGAAAAAGCAAUUACGACGAGUUACGUUUCACGAGGCGCGUUUUCGAUCGCCAGGGGGUGUUUCUGUGAUUCAAACAAGUCUCUAAAACUUCGACAAGCAACGUCGAUCCGAUUACUGGCUAUUGAUCGACGCGCACCCCCUUGCCCUUGAUUUCUAACGCCUCGAUCGAAAAAGAUCGUGUCCACCGUUUUUGGAAUUUGAUAAAUCAAAAGGCGAAGCAAGCAUCCGUUUGGUUCAUCCUCCGCUCGUAUCGGAAACAAGGAAGCGAACACGGAAUGAAGACGCUGUGACAUACAAAUUAAAACGUAGUUAACAAGGCACUGCCACACAGGACCAACAGCGAAGAUAGCGAGGAGACAGAGGCGGAACGGAGGGAAAUAGCGAGCGAGAGGAACGGGAGGGAACCAAAAAUGAUGCCACGGCGAAUUAAUUUUUUUCCGAGCAGAGAGUAGAUUCAAGUUGUACGAAACCAAUACACUUCCAGCAAGUUAUAUCGAGGUACGAAUGCGCGAGUAUAUGGAAUAUUGCGAAUGACUGUGCGGAUUUAAAUGCGCGCGUGCGACAACUUUUUAUUCGGCAAACAACGUCUUUGUAUACUCUGCCCGUGUUCUAGUGAACAAGAGGAUCAUGGUUCUUGUAUAUGUACAUCAGUAUCUCGAUAGUAGCCGUAAGCCUAACCAGUUUGGUCGCGGAUUUGCUGGAAAACCGACGAGGGGGACUCGCGGCGAUAAAUAUGCACGUUCGUUUCGGGCUGAAAAAAUUACGAAGAGACGAUUAGAAUGUCGUGACGAUCGCAUUAGCUGCUCCGAUCACGCGAGCGCAAUUAUUUCCGGUGACGGCGAGGAUUAGAAAGAUGAAAAAAAAAUGCAAAUCGGCCGCGGAUCGAAGGCAAAUCCGCGACGGGCUCGUCAUUUAAACAUUACGUAGUGAGUUUUCGAUGUCUUCGAGCAUAAUUACAGUUUGUACACGUACACAAUACGCGCGCACAACCGACAUUACUCACCACUCUUGUCAAAAGAUAGGUAACAGGACGGAUUCCAGGCAUGUACGAAUAUGUACGGAGGAGGUGACGAUCGGACGACGACGAUGGUUCCACACGGAAGAACGAUGCGAUUUUAGGAUAACGUUUCAAACAACACGUAGGAUAUACAAGGAUUAAAAACAACAAAACAACAAAAAAACAAACUUCUACAAAUUACAUGUUGUCGUGUAUAUGCAGUUCUUUGAAAGUCGAGUAGCGACGAUAAGACCGUACCGUAAGCCAGACACACUCGCAAAGAGAUUCGCUCAUUCAUCGAUUCCCAUUUUUGAUUGUAAUAACGUUAUACACACCGUUUCAUUGUAAUCCGUUGUGACGGUGCCGUCGCGACGCCGCCGGCACCGCCGUCAUUUGUAACGAUAUACGAUUAUAUUGGUUAAUAAAAGUUAUCUAGAUGUAACGAAAA
Molecule: messenger RNA, 7333 nt
Organism: Ceratina calcarata
Lineage: Eukaryota; Metazoa; Arthropoda; Insecta; Hymenoptera; Apidae
Gene: OtopLa
Product: proton channel otopetrin-like a
Exons: 9
Coding region: 822-3296 (824 amino acids)
Biological process (GO): proton transmembrane transport
Cellular component (GO): membrane
Molecular function (GO): proton channel activity
Source: RefSeq, a predicted model, not a curated record